AUGCAUAUCCUCGUGUCCAACGACGACGGGCCGCCGUCGCCUCACUCCUCGCCCUACGUGCACUCCUUCGUCCGACACCUCCAGCGAGCGGGCCACACCGUCUCCGUCUGCGUCCCUCACACGCAGCGCUCGUGGAUAGGCAAGGCGCAUCUGAUCGGCCAGACGCUCAAGCCCGUCUACUACCGGCCCUCGGCCCACAGCCACGGCGAAGACUCCGAGGGCACGACGCACGCCCGGCCGUCGCCCUCGGGGGACGUGGAGGAAUGGAUCCUGAUUGACGGGACGCCGGCCUCGUGCGUGCAGAUUGGGCUGAACCACUUCUUCCAGGACAAGGGCCCCGUGGACCUGGUCGUCAGCGGACCCAACUUUGGGCGCAACAGCACGGCGAUAUUCGCCCUGAGCUCGGGGACGCUGGGCGCGGCGCUGGAGGCGGCUGCUUCCCGGUACAAGGCCAUCGCGCUGAGCUUUGCCUUCUUCUCGCGGAACCACGAUCCGGUGAUCAUCGAUGCGGCGUGUCGGCACAGCGUGAGGGUGAUUGAGUAUCUGUACAAGCAGUGGCCGACGGAUGGCAGCGCGGACCUCUAUAGCGUCAACGUUCCGCUUGUUGAGGGCGUGGAGGCGCAUCAGACUGUGUGGACGGAUAUACUUCAGAAUUACUGGACCAAGGGCGGUUGCUUCGAUGCUGUCGAUGGUUCGGCUGAUGAGGACCUCGAGGAGGAGAGGAUACGGGAGGGGCCUGGUGGCGAGGUCGAUGGUGGGAAGAGUGAGGUGACUGCUGAUGUUCCAAAGGGCCACACUCACAAGCUCUUCAAGUGGGCGCCGAAAUUCGCAGACGUGUAUAAGUCUGUGGAAGAGGCUGGUCCUGGAUCAGAUGGAUGGGCUGUGAAAGAAGGGCAGACGAGUGUUACGCCUCUCAAGGCAAACUUUGCUACCUGUGCGGGAGACAAGGCGACGAAGGAGAUUAAGCUUCCCGAUUCUAGGGAACCUUCUACAGCAGAGUUGGCGGUACGGGAGAAACCCAAGGAGUCGAACAGCAAGAUUCAGGCCGUUGUAUCAUACGACGACCCCUAUGUCCAGCCCCUUAUCGUAUCCGCACUCAACGCCGUGCUGCCCAAGGACACGUUCGAUCUCAUCACCGACAUAUCACCAGAAAACUUCAACCUGUCAAGCACGCUCCCCUCUCCAGACACCCGCGUGCUGCAGAUCCUCCCUUACGAAAGCAUCGACUUCGAGUUUGCCACGUCUCACACAAAUACGUGUUUGAUCAACAGCUACAUGAUUCGAAAGGCCCUCAUCAGGAAGCACUACCUCUCCGCAACGCUCGAUCACUGGGCGGCCAAGAAUCCCGACUCCAUCCUCAAGAAGCAUCUGAAGCGCAGCGAGGCAUUUGAAGUAGACUAUGCCGAGUUCCUCGACGACGCCCUUGUCGAGGCGUUUGAUCUACGGGAAAGCAUGGAUCGCAACGAGGAGAAGGAGGCUAGCGAACGCGAAUGGUGGAUCCUCAAGCCCGGCAUGAGUGAUCGAGGGCAGGGCAUCCGCCUGUUCAGCACCAUGGAGGAGCUGCAGGACAUUUUCGACGGGUGGGAGGCGGAUCGACCGGAUAGCGACGACGAGGAAGAAGAAGACGGCGAAGGCGGAGCAGCAGCAGCGGACGAGGAUGCCGCCGAUGGGGACUACAUCACGGCGUCCCAUCUCCGUCACUUUGUGGCCCAGCCGUACAUCCACCCUCCGCUGCUGCUCUCCUCCCCAGGAGGAGGCGGCCACAAGUUCCACAUCCGGACCUACGUGCUCUGCGCGGGCAGCCUCGACGUCUACGUGUACAAGCACAUGCUCGCCCUCUUCGCGGGGAAGCCGUACACGCCGCCCUGGGCCGCGCCCGACGACAUCGAGGCCUUCCUGACCAACACCUGCCUGCAGGACUCGCCCAACGAGAACACGGUCCGGCGGUUCUGGGAGCUGCCCCUGGAGAGGGCGACGCUGGAGGGCGUGUUUGAGCAGAUCUGCGGGACGACGGGCGAGCUGUUUGAGGCGGCGGCGAGGGCGAUGCCGAUCCAUUUCCAGACGCUGCCGAAUGCGUUUGAGGUGUUUGGGCUGGAUUUCCUGGUGGAUGGGGAUGGCGUCGCGUGGUUGCUGGAGGUGAAUGCGUUUCCGGACUUUAAGCAGACGGGGGGUGAUCUGAGGGGCAUUGUGGAGGGGUUUUGGAGGGGGGUCGUGAGGGUUGCGGUUGGGGGGUUCUUUGGGGUGAAGAAGGGUGAUGAUGAUGAGGAGGGGGAUAUGGUUUCUGUGAGGAGGAUUGAUUUGGGGAGGAGGUGA
This is a messenger RNA of Trichoderma citrinoviride, 2313 nucleotides long. RefSeq names its product sure-like protein. Gene Ontology annotation, biological process: protein modification process. The transcript is spliced from 3 exons. The record is from RefSeq and is a predicted model, not a curated record. Gene Ontology annotation, molecular function: hydrolase activity; ATP binding. Bases 1 to 2313 code for a protein of 770 amino acids. Lineage: Eukaryota; Fungi; Ascomycota; Sordariomycetes; Hypocreales; Hypocreaceae. Gene Ontology annotation, cellular component: P-body.